AUGUUCUUCUGCGAGGAGCGGCACGAGCAGAGCGACGUCGGCACGGAACCCCCGGGCGGGAGCGAGGAGGUGGUGUCCAAGUGGAGGAUGAGGGACCGGAUGAAGACGACGUCCGUCGCGCUCAUCCUCUGCCUCAACAUCGGCGUCGACCCGCCGGACGUCCUCAAGAUAUCGCCGUGCGCCAGGAUGCAGUGCUGGAUCAACCCGCUCUCCAUGCAGGCCCAGAAGGCUCUGGAUUGCAUCGGGAAGGCUCUCCAGGCGCAGUACGAGCGGUGGCAGCCCAGGGCAAAGUACAGGCUCCAGCUCGAUCCCACGGUGGAAGACGUCAAGAAGCUGUGCGCGAGCUGCAGGCGUAACGCGAAGAACGAGCGCGUGCUGCUGCACUACAACGGCCACGGCGUGCCGAGGCCGACGGUGAACGGGGAGGUUUGGGUGUUUAACAAGUCGUACACGCAGUACAUACCGCUGUCUGUUUACGACUUGCAGGCGUGGGUGGGCAAGCCCGCGAUUUAUGUCUUCGACUGCUCGGGAGCCGGGGUCGUGGUGAACACGUUCUUGCAACUGGCGCAGCACGGUAACCUGGGCUCGCUCGGUGCCCCCGGCGCCGGGCAGGAGACGAUCCUGCUUGCGGCGUGCGGGGCGGACGAGCUCCUGCCGCAGUCCGCGGAGCUUCCCGCGGACGUGUUCAGCUCGUGCCUGACGACGCCAAUCAAAAUCGCGCUUCGGUGGUUCUGCCAGAGGUCCAUCCUUCGCGGCGACGGAAUCUCCAUGGACCUCAUCGACAAGAUACCCGGGCAGGAGAACAACAGAAAGACGCCGCUGGGCGAGUUGAACUGGAUCUUCACCGCCAUCACGGACACCAUCGCGUGGAACGUCCUGCCGCAGCCGCUGUUCCAGCGGCUCUUCCGGCAGGACCUUCUCGUGGCGUCGCUGUUCCGCAACUUUUUACUCGCCGAGCGGAUCAUGCGCGCGAACAACUGCACGCCCAUAUCCUGCCCGGCGCUGCCGCCCACGUACCAGCACCCCAUGUGGCACGCGUGGGACAUGGCGGUGGAGAUUUGCCUGCUCCAGCUGCCGUCGCUCGUCGCCGGGGACCCAAACGUCGAGUUUGCGCCGAGCCCGUUUUUCACCGAACAGCUCACGGCGUUCGAGGUUUGGCUGGAGCACGGCUCGGAGCUUAAACCCCCGCCCGAGCAGCUGCCCAUCGUGCUUCAGGUGCUCCUCUCGCAGUCGCACCGGCUCCGCGCCCUGGUGUUGCUCGGGAGGUUCCUCGACAUGGGACCGUGGGCUGUCGACCUCGCGCUCUCCGUGGGGAUUUUUCCGUACGUCCUCAAGCUGCUGCAGACGACGGCGCCGGAUCUUCGGCAGAUCCUCGUCUUCAUCUGGACCAAGAUCCUCGCACUGGACCGAAGCUGCCAGCUGGACCUCGUGAAAGACAACGGGCACGUGUACUUCAUCAGGUUCCUCGACUCGCCGCAGGUGCCCAGCGAGGAGCGCGCGAUGGCUGCGUUUGUCCUCGCGGCCAUCACCGACGGGCAUCCGAAGGGCCAGACGGUGUGCGCGCAGUCGGGGCUCAUGCAAAUCUGCCUUGGGCACCUGCCCCACGCCGCCUCCCCCGCGGGUUCACCUCUGUUCGUGCGCUGGCUCUGCCUCUGCGUGGGGAAGCUCUGGGAGAACUUCAAGUCUCUCCAAGGGGAGGCGUUUGCGUCUGGCGCGGCGGAGGCGAUCGCGCCGCUGCUCGCGCAUCCCAUCCCGGACGUUCGCGCGGCGGCCGUGUACGCCCUCGGCGCCCUCAUCUACGUGCCCCCCGCGAGCGAUGGAAGCGCGCGAGCCGCCGGGGUGAACGAGCUCGACAGAGCCGCCGCGGAGAGGACGAUCGCGUGCCAGAUCUUACCGGGCAUCUCGGACGCGUCGCCGCCCGUGCGCGUCGAGACGGCGGUGGCGCUCGGACGUCUCGCGUGCGUGCACUCCAUGCUGUUCCGGUCAGCCGCGGCGUGGUGGCGGCGGGGCAGGAGCCCGCGCCCGAGCUCGCAGGGCGGGUUCUCAUCCGACGGGGGCGCCGCGAGCCCGGGGGUACACUCGCGGUCGCACAUGCACGCCCCGGCGUUUGGCACGCUCGGGUACAGAGAUCCUUCCGUCGAUAACCUCGCGGCUGCAGCCGGGAACGGCGGGCGGGAACCGGGACCGGAAUCGCCGCCCCAUCCUCACUCGCCCCAUCCUCACUCGCCCCAUCCUCACUCGGGCAACACGUUCGCCAGCGCCGACGCCGCGCGCGUCGGCGGGGGGCUCUACGUCCACCUCCUCGAGCAGCUGGUCGAACUGGCGCAGGAUCCCAGCCCGCGGGUCGCCGGGGUGGCGCAAAAGGCGCUGACGGCGACGGGCAUCGAGCCGCUGCUGGGCUCGCCGCGCGCGGGUGGAUCGUCCUUGUUCUCGCCGGGGUCCGCGUCCACGCUGGGCGGGACGCCGCCGGCGAGCGCGCACUCGCGGCUGGCGCCGAACACGCCGGGGUCGGCGGGUGCCGUCGCCGGCCGAAUGAGCGGCGUUCCUCCCUCGCGCACGAGAUCGCACAGCUCUCUGGGCUCGGGCGCGCAGCCCUCCUUUCCGCCCGCGUUUGCGGACCAGCCCGAGUCGCCCAAGGCGGGCGGCGGGACCGGGGCCGGAUCCGACGGUAAGGAACCCGACGGCGACGUGCACGCGCCGCUCCGCGCGGUCCUCCCGAAAUCCCACAUAUUCGCGUGGUCCUGCGAGCACUUCUCGAGGAGCCUUCUCGAGCCGGCUAACGGCCACGCCGGCGGCCGCGCGCGUAAGGAGACCCUCAAGCUCACGGAACACCUCGCGUCGAUUGACAUGGACGAGUCCGCCGCGCCCGCCUGCAUGCUCAUGCACCCGAUCGCGCCCACCGCCGCAAUCGCCGACGAUCGCGGCGUCGUACGGGUCUGGGACUACCAGUCCGGGGCGGUGCUGAACAGGUUCAGCGCCGGCAUGCCCGGCAGAUCGGUCGCCAGCCUGUCCCUCGUCAACGACCUCGACGACGCGCUGCUGAUGACGGGCGGCGCCGACGGCAGCGUGAGGGUGUGGCGCAACUACGCGCUGCAGGGCGAGGAAACGCUCGUGACUGCGCUUCGAGCGUUGCCACUCCCGAGCGCCGCGCAUGGAGAGCAGCGCGGUGGGACGUCGGACGCUUCUGGCGUCGUGUCGUGGCAGCAGCAAAGCGGGUGCCUGUACGCGUCGGGGGACACGCAGCCGGUGCCGCUGCUCCGAGUCUGGGACAUGACCCGCGAGCUGUGUCUCGAGAGUCUGCAGAUGCAGUCGCCCGGGACGUGCCUCACCGCGGAGGGUGCGCUGCUCAUGGCGGGCGCCGCGGACGGAGCCGUGCUGUCGUUCGACCUGCGAACACCCGCGAGGCUCCUCUCGGUGGUCCAGACGCACCAGCACCCGGUGGUGUCCAUCCUGCUCCAGCCGGGGCAGACUUCGAACCUGGUGGUGACCGGGUCGGUGAACGGCGAGAUGAAAUUUUGCGACUUGCGCAACGCCGCUAAGCCCUUCUACACCACCGAGGUUCAGAGGCCGUCGGCGGGGCCCGGGGGCGGCAGGCCGACGCUGAGCGCGCUCGUGGCGCACAAGUACGCACCGGUGAUCGCGUCCGGAUCGAGCGAACGGGCGAUCAAGCUGUGGGAUCUGGAAGGAAACAACGUGGCGUCGAUUCGAUACUACAACUCGUUCUUGGGUCAGCGCAUCGGCGCCGUGCGGUCGCUGGCGUUCCACCCGAACUCGCUGCUGUUGGCGGCGGGUUCGAACGAUUCUAUCGCGACGGUGUACAGCGGCGAAAUGAGCGGAGCGGGGGCGGGUUCGCACAGGAGAUGA
Molecule: messenger RNA, 3864 nt
Organism: Micromonas commoda
Lineage: Eukaryota; Viridiplantae; Chlorophyta; Mamiellophyceae; Mamiellales; Mamiellaceae
Exons: 8
Coding region: 1-3864 (1287 amino acids)
Biological process (GO): TOR signaling; cellular response to amino acid stimulus; positive regulation of protein serine/threonine kinase activity
Cellular component (GO): cytoplasm; TORC1 complex
Molecular function (GO): protein binding; protein-macromolecule adaptor activity
Source: RefSeq, a predicted model, not a curated record